CGCCAUGGCUCCUAAGGGUGGCUCCAAGCAGCAGUCCGAGGAGGACCUGCUCUUGCAGGAUUUCAGCCGCAACCUCUCGGCCAAGUCCUCCGCGCUUUUCUUCGGGAAUGCCUUCAUCGUGUCUGCCAUCCCCAUUUGGUUAUAUUGGCGAAUAUGGCAUAUGGAUCUUAUUCAGUCGGCUGUUCUGUAUAGUGUGAUGACCCUAGUAAGCACCUAUUUGGUAGCCUUUGCAUACAAGAAUGUAAAAUUUGUUCUCAAACACAAAGUAGCACAGAAGAGGGAGGAUGCUGUUUCCAAAGAAGUAACUCGAAAACUUUCUGAAGCUGACAAUCGAAAGAUGUCUCGAAAGGAGAAAGAUGAAAGAAUCUUAUGGAAGAAGAAUGAAGUCGCUGAUUAUGAAGCUACAACAUUUUCCAUCUUUUAUAACAACACUCUAUUCCUGGUCUUGGUCGUUGUUGCUUCCUUCUUUAUAUUGAAGAACUUCAACCCUACAGUGAACUAUAUUUUGUCCACAAGUGCUUCAUCAGGACUCAUCGCCCUCCUGUCUACUGGCUCCAAGUAGACCAUGUCAGCUUUCCCCCUGACUUUGUAUUUAUGGGUGGCCUGUGGUAUAUGGAAAAGUAGCAGGGUGGUCAGGGUGGGAGACACACCAGAUGUUUUUGUGGCCUGGAAUUCAAGGAUUUAAAAAAAACCAACAAAAUGUAAUUCAGUAUUUGUUUAUUGGCUCUUUUUGACAGAUUGUUGAAAUUAAAUGAACUGAAAGAGAAACGCAGAGUACUAGGACAUUUAUUAAAAGGCAAAAAGUGUCUUCAAAUGUGUUAUAGUCAUAAAAAGAGAAAAUAACUUGUUUCUUUGAUCUUUCAGAGGUCACAGUAACCUUGGCUGAGCUGUUAUUAUUUAUAAUAGUAGCAAGAAGUUAAUAACUGGUCCUCUGUGUUCCAAGCACAAUAUUAUAACUUUUUUUGAACCAGUAUCAGAAUGAGUCUUCUCCCCUGGGGUGUUGAACAGAAGCCUCAUGUUUACAAGUUUCUGAAUUUGUGAUUUGAAAUAACUCAAUUAAAUUUAAAAACAUGGUUUCUCCAACUCAGGGAUGAGAAAUUUUAGAAAAGUUUUUUUGUUUUGUUUUGUUUUUUUUAAAAAAAGCAGCCAAUGUAAUACCUAAAAAUAGUGCCCAAGCAUAUGGAAGUUGUCCUGUGGUCUUAAAGCACACACUGUUCGGCUAUAUGCCUUGGGCCCUGGGUGGCCAGGGAGGUCACCUUGACCCUGCCAUGUUGGUUUGACCUGUAAGAGACCAGAAUCAUUGUUUUCUUUGACUAUGGUCUCACACCACUGGAGGAAUGUUAAGUAAGAGAGAGAACUUCUUUCCUAAAUAUUGAUACGUAAAAAACCAAAGUAAUUUUUGUAACCUUAUUUCCAGAAUUCUGAGAACUCUUGAAAGGAAGGAAUAGUGGUUUUAGUGCUUGUCUGCAUGUUUCCAUUAGUACUUUCAUAAAUUUAACCAUUUAUCCCAUAGGUUCCCAUCAGUUAUGAACCAAAUAUUGGUUUCAGUCCAGCUGAGAGCAGGCUGUUGCAUUUUUACCAGUGUGUGUACAGAUAUUUUCUGCAUGUGGCCUGACUUGAAAAAGCUCACGAAGGUUUACUUUAACCUAUAUCACUUAAAAGGCUAUGGAAUCACAGGUGAUAACGGUUUCCUAUUAGCUUGUGACCAUAUCCAGUAAUUUCUGCAAGGCAAUACCUCACAAAGAAUAGCUUAUUCCUAAUCUUUAGUUUCCACUUCUAAAUUUAAGAUGAAUGUUAUAAAUUACAUUGGUUUUCUUAUUUAUAUCUUUAUAAAAAAGGUAUUCAUUAGGAGUUCAUCUUCUAGUUCCAUGACAUUGGCUGUUUUGGUGGGCCAUGUCAAAGGAGUUGGAAGUAAGACAGGUCAGGAGCCCAUUUUCAUAGGUGACCCAGAUCAUUGCAGUUGAAGAUUAUGUUUUAUCAUUGCUUCCAGAAGUUUGCAAUUCUUUGCUUUUCUUUGAUGCAUGAUUAUCUGAGUGCCAUCUCCAGAUAUCAUGGAAUGAAUGGGGAAGUCAGAAGAGAUUAACUGUUAAGUACAGUUAGAGAAACUCCCAAGAGAUUUAUAUAAUUUUUUAACUUUUCUUUUGAUAAAUAACUGGCCAGUAGUUCAACUGGUGGUAUGGAGUUUGUGUAUAAAAUACAUUUGCUUCCUUGACAGAAUUAUUAUUUGA
Messenger RNA from Choloepus didactylus (southern two-toed sloth), 2228 nucleotides. Its product is annotated as translocon-associated protein subunit gamma-like. The record is from RefSeq and is a predicted model, not a curated record. The coding region runs from base 5 to 562 and encodes 185 amino acids. Gene Ontology annotation, cellular component: membrane; endoplasmic reticulum. NCBI's taxonomy places the organism in Eukaryota, Metazoa, Chordata, Mammalia, Pilosa, Megalonychidae. The transcript has a single exon. Gene Ontology annotation, biological process: SRP-dependent cotranslational protein targeting to membrane.